AUCUCAUUUCGUUAGUUAAUCGUCGCAAUUGGCGCCCGUAGCCGUGUACAUUUAGCGGCUACUUCUUGAGAGUUGUUUGCUUCCUUCAUUUGAGAGGGCAUUGUAGUUAGAAUCUCCGGUUGAAUCUGUAAUGUUUGGGGGUUAUGAUUUGUGAACCACGUGAAUUCGGAAUCUGAUUUGAUGUCCUCAUUUUCUCCCUGAAAUGGUGAGCUUUGUGGCUUAGUAUGGAUGUAAUCUCGUAUAUAUCAGGAUUCAGGAACUGUGCCACUCUGAGGGGAAGUGGUGUUUUUCGUUUGAGCUAUUAUUGGUUUCGGUUAUCUUAUGUCUCUUUGUUCUACUUUGUUUGAUCAUUCUAGUGGCAACAAAUGGACAUUGAAUACACGUUCUGGCAAAUGCUUCACCUAUGCACCUCUCCGAAAGUUGUGUAAGUAAUCUUCAUCGGUUGUUCGAUCAUUGAUAUGCCUUUCGUCUUUCUUUCUGUUUCUUCAGUGACUCAUUUUGCAUUAUCGUUCGAAGCAGCACAGCUUAAAUUACUUGAUAUUGAAGGAUUUCAUACACGCUUUCCAAUUUCCUUUUCUUGUUUCCCCCCAUCUGCUUCUUAUUAUUGAGUAUUCUGCUAUACAGUAGUUAAGAUGUAAGGUUUAUACCUUUGAUAACAUCAUGGUAUUGCUGGAGUCAUGAAAGCAGGCGACUGUUAGAUAAAUUCUGUAGACUUUUUGUUUCACAUUUCAUGGUGACCAUGCCUUGCGAUCCUGAUUUCUUUUCGUUGUAUGGAGUAGAAAAAAUAACAUGUUUAUGACUUUGUCUGUAGUUUGGGGGUUAAACAGACAAGCUGGUCUUAUUGAUAUUGGAUUCUAAUAAGUUAAUCUCAUUUGUUUGCAUGUGUUGCUGUGUGAUGGAAGCAGCUAUCAGCACACGAAAUACCAUAAACGUAAGUUUCUUGUCCCUGUAUAUCUUAUUUGUGCGCAUUGGAUAUUCUUGUUGUUUUUGUGUUAAUGAUAGCGAGCUGCUGGCAUUGAGAUUAGCAAUAAAGGUGGAUUGCUUGGAUGGACUUCCUUGACUGCUCUAUUGGGUCUCUAAGUGGUGCAUUAUUGAACAACUGUAUGAUCAGAAUCCUUAGGUGGAGAGAUAGUUGAGAAUUUGGUUUACUGAAAGGAGAAUAUGAAGUCAACCUCCCCUCUCCCCAAUCAUGAUUUCAUUCGCCAAACCAAACGAAAGGGCUUAUUUGAGAAUGCUGUUAGCUAGUUCCUAGUAGAAAUUAUGCCUGUUCAUUGUCCUUGUGUAUGCAUAGAGGAAUCAAUAGGCUUGUACUUUUUAAUUCAUGAGUUGCAUGAGUUUUCUAUCAGAGAGUAUCUUCCAAUGGUUUUGUUGCAUAUGCAGUUAUUCAAGGAGUAGUAUUCUGCAUUUACUCCAGGAAAUGUAAGAUUAAAAUGAAAGAUUGUUGUUCCAUUUUUUUUUUAUGUCAGAAACUAAGAAUCAAUGGGCGCGUGACGAUCCUGCUUUUGUUGUAAUCUGUAGUCUCCUUCUGGCCGUUGCUACUUUGGCUUAUUGUGCUGCGUAUGAUCACAGUCCGUCUCAUGCUAUUUUAGUAGUUAUAUCAGUAUUGCUUUUCCAUUUCUUGAUUGCGGGCGUGCUUCUGGCUACUUCUUGUUGGUUCUUGACUAACUCAUACCUUCGCGAGGAGGCUCCAAAUACUCACGUUGUCGAGCAACGGGUAGAAUGGUUGUAUGCAUUCGAUGUGCACUGCAAUUCUUUCUUCCCUAUGUUUGUUAUGCUCUAUGUUAUACAUUAUUUUAUGUCACCUCUGUUGGUGGCCCAUGGUUUCAUACCGGUUCUACUAUCAAACCUGCUUUUCAUGGUGGCAGCCUCGUAUUACCAUUACCUCAACUUUCUAGGUUAUGACGUGCUACCAUUCCUCGAGAGAACGACCUUUUUCUUGUAUCCAAUCGGCGUCGUCAUCGUCCUCUCUCCCAUUUUGAUUCUAAGUGGAUUCAGUCCUUCAAGAUACUUCAUGAACAUGUACUUCAGCCAAAGGCUAUGAUAUACACAAAGCAGCUAACAAGAUUUUCGAGGCAUUCCGUUAGGUGCGCGAGAUUGCAUGGAAGUUACGGCGGGGAAGGUAUGAUUCUUUUCUGUGUAAAUGUGGAAACUGAAGGCAAGGCCCCCCUGAAUUAGAAAGAUCGUUGUAGUGACUCUUUGAAGCAGGAGAGUUUAAAUGAAGCACAAAACGGGGUGGCCUGAACUCGUAAGCCGAGUUUUCGUUCCCGUCCAAGGAAUUUACGGUUAGUCUGAUAUAUGGUCAUAUGUAGAUCUAUGCUGUAAUCAUUAAGAUUAUUGGUCAAAUUUGGUGGGUUGUUGUUUAGCAUGGAUAUUCCUUCCAUCUGAACUUUGGUUCUUGGAAGUGGAAGUUAUGCGAUCAUGUUGCCCCGUUCACUUACGCCUUCUUCACUAUUUGAAGUCAAUGUGCAGAGUGUUGUGGGUCUUUCCCAUUUCGCCUUUGUUUGUUUCCCUGUUGCGGGCUUAGUUUGUCUGUAACUGUAAGUGAACACGCCUGUCUGUAACUAUACAAAAUAUCGUUCAAUUAUGAACAACAAUAAUGUACGGCUGUUUCGUGUACCACCAUAAUCCGCGAGACACUUUCGUAUCAAAUAACGUUCAAAACAAUUUUACCGGCACACUGUUGUCAUGUUUGUCAUGAGUCGUGACAUUACCAUUAGAUACGUACAAGUUAUUUUCUGACCAAUUGGCCGGGCUGAAGGCUAGUUUUCUCAAAAUGGGAUGGUUAAGGUAGCAUCAAUUUAAUCAUAUUCGAGUUAGACCGCCGGUGACCUCGGCAAUAAGUGGACUUUUGCCAAAUGCCAAUGAUCCUCCUGGCCACAAAGCAUCAAAUGUCGAUAAAGACGUCAUCUAAGAAUUGGACUUUUGGGCCAAAAAUGUUCACACUUUUCUUCCGACUAACCGAUCCAUCCUCCUCCACACAUCAACAAGGACCCAAUUUGUCUUCGCUGUGAGCCGGCCGGCCAGCUUUCGCCGGUACGAAUUGACUAAUGAAGGGGGGGAAAAGACGUGGUUCCCAUUUAUCCACUGCCAGGUGCUCGUUCGUUGUUCAAAUUGGUCAUGGACCAGCUAGUGGGCGGGGCCGGCGAUCUACCUUUCGCCUUCGGAGUGCACAACCACAACUCCAUUUCCGACGACCAAAUAUGUAAACCUGACUUCUGUUUCCAUCAACAAAGACCAGUCAAAGGGCGCCCUAUCACAAACCCAAAAUAUCUUUGAAGUUUGGUACUGAAUGAUGAUGCUGGACACUGGACGGCGAUUGGCCUGUAAAAUAUUUUAGGGUUGCAGUCCCCCAGAAUACUGAAAUUGGAUAAAUGUCCGUAUGUCAAAUCGGUUUAUACUGUUACACGCUGAUGAUGUAGCAGGUGAUGAGGAUCUGAUCGUGGUACGAUUAGUUUAUAUGUCGGUUUAUUGAGGGUUUUUAACCAAACCAUAUGAGGAAGCGAGAAACCAUAAAACCACCAAAUGAAAUGUGCAUUUGUAUAAUCUUUAAGACAACAAUACUUAUAAUCUCCAUUCAUAUUUAAAAUAAAAUGCUAUAGUACAAACAAAAACCAAACGAAUCAUCAUAUCAAAUGCAACAUUCAAGAUCAAUAUCCAAAACGCUUAUGCUUGAAUCCAAUAGAUAUCAUCAAUAUCCGAAUGUAUAUGUUUGAGAAUCUGGCAGCUUUCAUUUCUUUUGUUAGUUAAUUUCACCAAAACGACGUCAUUUUAUUUAUAGACGGAAAAAUUAAUCGUUUUGGUCUCG
Molecule: messenger RNA, 3805 nt
Organism: Linum trigynum
Lineage: Eukaryota; Viridiplantae; Streptophyta; Magnoliopsida; Malpighiales; Linaceae
Source: the annotation of a GenBank genome assembly